This is a messenger RNA of Hibiscus syriacus, 1567 nucleotides long. RefSeq names its product ent-kaurenoic acid oxidase 1-like. Bases 26 to 1498 code for a protein of 490 amino acids. Gene Ontology annotation, molecular function: ent-kaurenoic acid monooxygenase activity; heme binding; iron ion binding. Lineage: Eukaryota; Viridiplantae; Streptophyta; Magnoliopsida; Malvales; Malvaceae. Gene Ontology annotation, biological process: brassinosteroid homeostasis; multicellular organism development; sterol metabolic process. Gene Ontology annotation, cellular component: endoplasmic reticulum. The record is from RefSeq and is a predicted model, not a curated record. The transcript has 8 exons.
ACCAAAUACGGGAGCAGUGCCGGCAAUGUGGAAGUGGAUGGUGGUCCUCUCAGUGUUUUUGGGUUGCUUUGUCUCUGUAAAAUGGGUGCUGAAGAGAGUGAAUGGGUGGGUGUACAAGACCAACUUGGGGGAUAAGCGGUACUCUUUGCCGCCGGGAGAUUUGGGGUGGCCUUUUAUUGGCAACAUGUGGUCGUUUCUCCGAGCUUUCUGGUCCAAUGAUCCCGAUUCCUUCAUCCAUUCCUUCGUUUCCAGAUUUGGACACACUGGAAUCUACAAGGCAUUCAUGUUCGGUAACCAAAGUGUGAUCGUUACAAUGCCCGAAACGUGUAAAAGAGUGUUAAAUGACGAUGACGCAUUUAAGCCAGGAUGGCCUACUUCAGCUGUGGAGCUCAUCGGGAAGAAAUCAUUCAUCGGAAUUUCAUACAAAGAACACAAGCGUCUCCGCCGCUUAACGGCGGCUUCCAUCAACGGCCACGAAGCACUGUCCUUUCACAUCCCAUACAUGGAAGAGAAGGUUAUAUCCGCGUUGCAGAAAUGGACAGAAAUGGGAGAAAUCGAAUUCUUGACUCAUCUCCGGAUGCUCACUUUCAGGAUAAUAAUGCAUAUUUUUCUCAGCUCCGAAAGCGCAGAGGUGAUGGAAGCCUUGGAGAAGGAAUACACCGCUCUCAACUUUGGAGUUAGAUCCAUGGCGAUCAAUGCCCCUGGAUUUGCUUACUAUAAGGCCCUCAAGGCUCGGAGAAGGCUUGUGGCUGUAUUCCAAUCCGCGGUGAACGAGCGAAGAAAGGAGCGGAGAGCAAAUGGGUCAUUGAAGAAGAAAGACAUGUUGGAUGCGUUGAUGGAGGUUAAAGACGAGAAAGGUGAACCGUUGGAUGACGAGGAAAUCAUUGACGUUAUGUUGAUGUAUCUGAAUGCAGGCCAUGAAUCUUCUGUCCAUACAACCAUGUGGGCUACUAUUUUCCUCCAACAACACCCUGAAUUCCUGGCAAAAGCAAAGGCAGAGCAAGAAAGGACCGUGAAAGAAAGAUCCCCUACCAAAGAGGGGCUAAGCCUUGUGGAAUUUAGAGAAAUGACGUGUCUUUCAAAGGUGAUUGAUGAAACACUUCGGUUGAUAACGUUUUCAGUAACAGUCUUUGGUGAAGCAUUAACGGAUGUUCAUAUAAAAGGUUAUGUGAUUCCCAAGGGAUGGAAAAUUCUAGUAUGGUUCAGAAGCAUUCACUUGGAUCCUGACAUUUACCCAAAUCCAAAAGAAUUCAAUCCUUCUCGUUGGGAUGAUUAUACGGGCAGGGCAAAUACAUUUCUUCCCUUUGGAGCGGGAAGCAGACUGUGCCCUGGAAAUGAUCUUGCCAAACUUGAAAUCGCUAUUUUCCUUCAUCAUUUUCUCCUUAACUAUCGGCUGGAGCGGGUUAACCCUGAAAGUCGGGUUCGGUAUCUACCACAUACAAGACCCGCUGAUAAUUGCUUGGCAAGAAUCAAAAGACUCACGCCCAAUCAAUAUUAGAUGUAGUGUGUGAUUUACUAUGUAUUUUUAUCGAAACUACGGUCCUCUUUAAAUUUUUUGUAAAAGAAA